This is a messenger RNA of Nelumbo nucifera (sacred lotus), 810 nucleotides long. Lineage: Eukaryota; Viridiplantae; Streptophyta; Magnoliopsida; Proteales; Nelumbonaceae. The record is from RefSeq and is a predicted model, not a curated record.
AAUAUGGUGUGAAAAAUCAAAACUCACAACUCAAGCAUCCCAAUUUCUCUAUAAAUCUCUGCAGAGGGAAAACCAAACGAACACAGUCUUUCAAGAACACCAUGGAUUCCAAGAAGUCUAACAAGAUCAGCGAUAUAGUUAGGCUUCAGCGGAUGCUGAAAAAAUGGAGGAAGCUUGCAAACGCACCAAAGAGCAGCAGCAACACCACAGCUACCACUAACGGCAGUGGCAGUAAGAGCAUCAAAUUUCUGAAGAAGACACUCUCUUUCUCUGAAAUCUCCAUGUCAGCACUUUCAGGCGACACUGUUCCGAAAGGAUAUCUUGCUGUUUGUGUGGGAGAGGAAAUGAAGAGAUUUAUAAUCCCAACAGAGUAUUUGAGUCAUAGAGCCUUCGGGAUCUUACUGAGAGAAGCAGAAGAGGAAUUUGGGUUUCAACAGGAAGGAGUAUUGAGGAUUCCCUGUGAGGUCGCUGUCUUCGAGAAGAUAUUGAAGGUGGUACAGGAAAAGAAGGAAGCUUUGUUCAUUAAUGAGUAUGGUUUUGGGGGAGAGAGUUGCUCAUCAGAAGCUGAGCUGACUCCACCUCACCAUCCUCAGAAUCCACUGUGCAGAUAAUUUUUCAUUUUUUUUUUCUUUCUACUUUCCCCUUUGAUGUCUUCUUUUACUUUCUUUUAGUCUUUGAAGGCAAUGUAUGAGAGAAGACUUUAAAAGCUUUAUAUGAAUAAGGUAGAGUAUAGACUUCUUCUAUCUGCAGGGACCAAGUUACUAUUUCGAAAUUAAUCAAGGAAUCAAAUUAUAAAAGUUCUUAUGUCCA